Messenger RNA from Scatophagus argus, 1356 nucleotides. It is a transcript of the gene dmac2l, whose product is annotated as distal membrane arm assembly component 2 like. The coding region runs from base 152 to 742 and encodes 196 amino acids. The record is from RefSeq and is a predicted model, not a curated record. The transcript is spliced from 5 exons. Lineage: Eukaryota; Metazoa; Chordata; Actinopteri; Scatophagidae.
CCACACACGGCCUCCCUACGCGACGUUCCACGCACACUGACGUCCAGCCAAUGGGGCGGCACGCUUUCCCUACGUCACUCGGUCAAAGGCUACAGCGAUGGACGCGCCCCAAAUGUAAACAGAUCGUUGUACUGGAGGGCAGCUCUGCGAUAUGAGGCUUUUGUCGAGGGCGGUGCGGUCUGUUGCGGGUCAGACGGAGUGGAGCCGCAGGCGCUUCUGGGGCUGGCUCAAUGCCGUCUUCAACAAGGUGGACUAUGAAAGGAUCAAAGCUGUCGGUCCAGACCGAGCUGCAGCAGAGUGGCUGCUGAGAUGUGGUGCCAAAGUGAGGUUUCAGGGUUUCGAACGCUGGCAUCACGACUACAACGGACUGCCAACUGGGCCUCUGGGCAGAUACAAGAUCCAGGCGAUUGACGCCACUGAAUCCUGCAUCAUGUACAGAGGAUUUGACCACCUGGAUGGUUUGAAACAUUUGGAGGAAAUCAAGUUCAACAAGUGUAUCUACAUUGAGGACACCUGCCUGGAGAGGCUGAGCUCAAUAGAGAAUCUGCAGGAGAGUUUGUACAUGAUGGAGGUGGUGUCGUGUGGAAAUGUGACCGAUAAAGGCAUCAUCGCCCUGCACAAACUCAAGAAUCUGGAGUAUCUGUUUCUGAGUGAUCUUCCCGGGAUCAGGGACAAACAAAAGACAACUGAAAGACUGCAGACAGCACUUCCGCGUCUGGACAUAGCCCUGGACCUGGACUGACUGAGCACUUCCUGUCAAAGAUUGUAAUAUAUGGAUGCCUUUUUCCAGGGUUUUCAAAGUAAAAGACCCAAUCUUGAAGGACGGAGUGGAGCAUUAAGAACUUUGAUCAUCCAACAUGAAAAUCCUUCAGCUAAAACUGGAAGCGUAUUUACAUGUGAUUCAUUCAGUCUUUGUUAAAUGUCGAGGUGUGAUUUUAUGGGGAAAUAUUCAGGUGGUGCGCCACUUUUCAGCUUGAAAGAAAAUCCAGCAAAGAGAAAAGUUAAAGCACUUUAUAUUGUUGACACCAGUUUGUUUUUGUGAUAGAAUGAACUCUUCUUUAGUUUAUUAUAAUCUAAACAUUUAAGGUAUUAAAGGUUACUCCAUAUGUGGGUACACAGAGAAAAUAAUUUGUGAAAUGCUGAGCACUUCAAGAGUCUUUUACACCAUUUCUCUUUAGAUUAGUUUGGCAUUUGUACAUUAUCUGAGGACAGAACGAUGGCUGUGAGCAUCCUUAGCACCUAAAGCUCCAGAGAUAAUGAGUGCAGUGUGGUAUUGCUACUGCUGUAUGCUAGUAAAUGUGGGAAUGUGUACGACCGUCUUCACUCCUGACGUCAAUAAAUAUCUUCAGAAAUGUU